Melampsora larici-populina 98AG31 is the source of this 1500-nucleotide messenger RNA. Its product is annotated as major facilitator superfamily transporter. The record is from RefSeq and is a predicted model, not a curated record. Lineage: Eukaryota; Fungi; Basidiomycota; Pucciniomycetes; Pucciniales; Melampsoraceae. The transcript has 11 exons. The coding region runs from base 1 to 1500 and encodes 499 amino acids.
AUGACCGACUCGCAAGAUAAAGCACGCAGCCAAUCGGUUCGCGAGCCUUCCAAUGAAUUCCGUCGUGUUUCAAUGCUACUCGAAGCGUCGCCGCCCGACAUGGGAUAUCGACACCCUUUGAUCCAGAUCGUUAUUGUAUCCAUGGUCUGUUUUUGUUGCCCAGGUAUGUUCAAUGCAUUGAGCGGCCUCGGAGGUGGAGGUCAGAUCGACGCGACCACGGCCGAUAACGCCAAUGUAGCCCUAUAUUCUACCUUUGCCACUACUGCCUUUUUGUCAGGUACGAUCGUUAAUAAACUUGGCCCCAGGUUAUCCUUAUCGAUUGGGUCAUUGGGUUAUACAUUAUUUAUAGGCUCGUACCUAUCUUACAACAUAAAUCAAAAUAGCGGUUUCGUUAUUGCAGCAGGCGCUAUUCUGGGAGUGUGCGCGGGCUUGCUAUGGACAGCGCAGGGUUCAUUGAUGCUAGCUUAUUCGACCGAAGCUACCAAAGGUCGAUACAUUGCGAUGUUUUGGAUCAUCUUCAGUCUCGGGGCUGUACUAGGCGAAGCCGUUGCACUUGGUCGAUUUCACGACAGCCAAACUGAUAGUCCCGUGUCAAAUUCAGUUUACAUUGCUUUCCUCGCCAUCACAUUAUUUGGUUCGGCACUUACUAUGACGCUCGCUUUGCCUUCAACGGUCCAGCGAGCUGAUGGGAGUUGGGUAACAUUAGACCAAAAUCCAGGAUGGAAAGACGAAAUUCGAGCAAUGAUCAAGACGUUGACUAAGGAUCCUACAGUGUUGCUUCUUUUCCCAUUCUUUUGGGCAAGUAAUUGGUUUUACACUUAUCAAUUCAACGAUUACAAUCUUGCCCUCUUCAAUCUUCGCACUCGAUCACUCAAUGCGCUGCUUUAUUGGCUUUCACAGCUAUUUGGAUCAGGAUUGUUCGGACUUUUACUGGAUUAUUCAUCUUCAUCGGCAAGAAAUCCAAUCUCUUCACGUCGGAGUCGCGCAUUCUUAGGUUGGGGCAUCUUGACGGCGAUCAUAUUUGGGACUUGGGGCGGUGGAUGGGUAGUCCAAAGGACUUAUGAGCGUGGAACUGUAUCAGUCAAGAUGGAUUGGUCAGAUCCAGAUUAUGUGGGGAGAGCUUGGCUUUAUAUCUCCUAUGGGAUCAGCGAUGCUGUUUGGCAAACUUUCGCCUAUUGGUUGAUAGGAGCCUUGAGCAAUGAUCCUAGAGAUUUAUCUUCAUUUGUGGGAUUCUACAAAGGAAUUCAAUCCGCUGGAGCAGCAGUUGUGUUUCGCAUUGAUGCAAAUAAAGCUUCCUAUCAUGCGAUCUUCAUUUCUUCUUGGGCAGUAUUGGCCCUUGGUUUACUAGGAGUACUACCUAUCUUAAUAAUGAGAAUCCAGAAUCGCUCACGUAGAAACCCACAUUUCGAGUUUGAUCCAAAAAUUCCAACCAAUCGUAAAUCAGGAGAAAUUUCACAAAUCAAUCCAAGAAUACCCAUAAUACCUAAUGCUGAAGGUUAA